This is a messenger RNA of Alosa sapidissima (American shad), 2732 nucleotides long. RefSeq names its product semaphorin 4e (gene sema4e). Bases 364 to 2652 code for a protein of 762 amino acids. Lineage: Eukaryota; Metazoa; Chordata; Actinopteri; Clupeiformes; Clupeidae. The record is from RefSeq and is a predicted model, not a curated record. The transcript is spliced from 15 exons. Gene Ontology annotation, biological process: negative chemotaxis; negative regulation of axon extension involved in axon guidance; neural crest cell migration. Gene Ontology annotation, molecular function: chemorepellent activity; semaphorin receptor binding.
ACUCUCAAAGGGCGUUCCUGCGCUAAUGAUUGCAAGAUUUCUUGCAAAGCCAGCAGAAGUAGGAGGUUGGGUCAUUUGUUUUGAACCACAUUUUUUUACAGCCGGACUAACCUGAUUCUACGUUUCUCUGUAGAUGAUAAAGAAUGGGCAGAUGGGCUUACACAGGUCCCAGGCCUUUGAAGCUGUGUCUCUCUCCUCUCAGCUGUAUAUUUUACCAUGGCUUGUCUUCUGAGCAGCUGUAGUGGAGGAGUCGACUGCCUGCGUCGUGCCCUGAAUCACUGCUUUAUCCGGAGCCACAGCUUGCCGACGGCUCCCAGGACUUUCACUGUGCCUUUGUCCUGGACUCACUAAUGCUGCCAAGCCAUGUACGUCCUGGCCUCUCUGUUUGUCCUCUACCUCUUCUGUUCAGCUCUGACGUCCAGCCAAGGCUGGCCCUUGGACUGUACUCCCCGAAAGACCGUCCCUUACCACAGUGACAAUGGGAAACUGUUCAGGGAGAAUGACGUGUGGAACUAUACCACGAUGGCCCUCAGAGAGGACCUGGGUCUGAUCUUUCUGGGAACCAGAGGAGCCAUUUUUGCCCUAGACAUUAACAACAUCAACAAUAAGAAGGCCUCAGUGAGAUGGGGUGUGACCGAAAAACAGCAGAAAGAAUGCACAUAUAAAGGAAAGGACCCAGAAAUAGAUUGCCAGAAUUACAUCCGCAUUCUGCAUGGGACAGAGGAUGGCAGGAUGUAUGUGUGUGGAACCAAUGCCUUCCAUCCAAUGUGUGAUUACAUGAACUACACAGAUGGGCAGUUGAUAAUGCAUAAUAACCAAGAGGAUGGGAAAGGGAAAUGCCCCUUUGAUCCCUUCCAGAGGUACUCCUCAGUGUGGGUUGAUGGAGAGCUGUACUCAGCCACCUCCAUGAACUUCCUGGGCUCUGAGCCUGUGGUGAUGCGCAGUUCUGAAGACCCCAUCCGCACUGACUUCAAAAGCUCCUGGCUCAAUGAGCCUAACUUCAUCUACAUGGACCAUAUCCCCGAGAGUGAGAAUAGCCCUGAUGGAGAUGAUGACAAGGUCUAUCUGUUCUUCAGUGAGACCGCUGUGGAGUAUGACUUCUACCAUAAGCUGGCUGUGUCUCGGGUAGCAAGGGUCUGUAAGGGAGACUUGGGUGGACAAAGAACCCUUCAGAGGAAAUGGACAUCUUUUGUAAAAGCACGUCUGGAAUGCCCUGUCCUGAAGUCCCAGUUGCCUUACUUAGUGCAGGAUGUUUUUCGCGUGUGUCCUGCUGGCUGGACUACAUGUGUAUUCUACGCUAUCUUCACCCCUCAGAUGCACUUUUCAGACCACUCAGCUGUGUGUGCCUACAGCAUGCAUGAUAUAAAACAAGUGUUUACUGAGGGAAAGUUCAAAACGCCUGUUACCGUGGAAACCUCUUUUGUGAAGUGGGUGAUGUUCAGCGGCGAUCUGCCCACCCCUCGACCAGGAGCGUGUAUCAAUGGAGCAGCACGUAAGCAGGGCAUUACUAGCUCUCUGGAUCUGCCAGACAAGACCCUGCAGUUCAUUCGAGACCGUCCGCUGAUGGACCAAGUGAUAGAGCCGAUGAACAACCGCCCACUACUGGUCAAGAAAGGAGCCGCGUUCACUCGCAUUGUAGUAGCCAGUGUAGUGGCUUUGGAUGGAGCUACUUACCACGUCAUGUUUAUUGGCACAGCGACUGGCUCUGUGCUCAAGGCUGUUAAUUAUGCUGAGGACAACACUGAAGAGACGGCCAUCAUCGAAGAGCUGCAGCUCUUUCAGUCCUCGGAGGCAAUCAAGAUCCUACGUCUCUCCAAGAGCACGGGCCACCUGUUUGCGGGCUCUGAGGUAGGCGUGGUGCAGAUGCCCUUGAGUUCCUGCGGGCGCUACACGUCCUGUGGGGACUGCGUCCAUGCCCGGGACCCGUUCUGUGCAUGGGACCUCGCUGCAGCGCAGUGCACCUCCCUCAGCCCAGUGGCCACUCAAGCAGACAGUAAGCUGAUUCAGAAUCUGCAGAAUGGAGAUGCCUCUGGCUGCCCCCCUCCAGAGACGGCCAAACUGGUGACCCGCACCUUUGUGCCAGGCAACAACGUGAAGCUGGAGUGUAAGCCCAUCUCUAACCUGGCAAAGCAGGACUGGUAUGUGGGCGAUAAAACCCUGGUGCUCUCGGACAAGUACAAAGUUCACAACGACAGCCUGAUGAUCCUCAACGCCAGCGCGGCCGACGCGGCCAACUACUCCUGCUGGUCAGUGGAACGCUCCCAUGAGCAUGAGUACCGGUGGCAGAAGGCCAAGUACCAGCUCACCCUGGGGACCAAUGGGGACGGACGAUGGGUGCUCCCCACCUCCCCUCAGGCCCAGUCCAGCCGCCAGCAUCUGGUCAGCUUGCAGAUCUUGGUGGUCUUACUGUCCGUCAUGCUGGCUUUACUAGUUGCAUGGAAUUUCUACAAAGGCCAUUUGACACUGCCCUGUAAGAUGGGACGAGGACAGGCUCACAUGAACAGCAGCAGAGGUGAAGUGGCCAACACACAGCAGCCAUUGCAGCAUACCGAGGAGAAAACCUCAGCCCCGGUGGGUAACCGUAACAACAACCACGCCAACCUGGAGAACACCAUCUCAAUGGAUGGCCAUGAUGACGUGUCAGUUAUUUAAGUUCUGGGGGGAAUUCGCUCAUCCCACAUACAUUUUUAUAAAAAAAAAAAUGUUGAGUCCAACAAAAAGGGGCCUUUUGA